CUGCCAUCCAUCCAUUCAUCGUCCAUCGUGCAUUGCAUGCAGUGACACAAACGUCAAUACACAUAGACAGUGGGCUGCAAGGAGAAAAAAUCCUCAGCCCAAUCAGGCUAUUUGCCGGCAGCAGUCCGCCGCCGCUGUCCAGCCCCAUUUCGACGGCGCGCCCUGGGUCCGUCCGCUCGGGCCGGAUCGGUUGGGACCACCCCGGUUCCCAAACGCCAGGCCCUUUUGGGUCGUCGUCCCAGGACGCAGCGUGUCCCGCUCCCUGCCAGCACAAGGACGUGUCCGGCCAGCUGGGUGGGCGCCCGUUCACUCCGCAACGUUGCGCGGGCCCGCCACAACGAUCCGAUAGCCCUCCGGGCCCUCGAGCCAGAUCUCGUGCUGCCGACCGUUGGGAUUGUAGAGCGGCCCGUCCAGGACCUUUGCGCUCGCUUUCUCCACCCGAGCCACGAGCCCAUCGAAGUCGUCGGUCGAGAACCAGAGAAGCACACCAUUGCCGCGGGACGGAUUCGACUCGUCGCCGAGGUGGGGAUGCUCGUGGGUGUCCCAAGCGUGCAACUGGACGACCAGCGCUUCACCGUCCAUGAGCAUCUCGUAUUCCUGACCUCCAUGGCCGGAGCAAAGGCCGAGGACCUCCUGGAACCACUUCGAGCAGGCUUCGACGUCACGAACGACGAUCAUCGGCUGGGGUCGCAUCAUCACUCUGGUCCCUCCUCGUGCCGACAAGCGUGGCAGCGUCAGUCUGUU
This is a messenger RNA of Vitrella brassicaformis, 744 nucleotides long. Lineage: Eukaryota; Vitrellaceae. The record is from the annotation of a GenBank genome assembly.